AUGUAUAUCAGUAACUUAGUUACCUAUGCAUAUGCAAUCUUAUCGGUGUUUAUCACGCCUGUGUUUGCGUUGACUGAUAUUGAACAUAGUGUAUUACAGAAGAGGUUCGAUAGUUAUUAUGCGAACAACAACACGAAGGACAAUGUAGUGGUCAGAGGGAUUACUGUAGGUGGAUGGUUAGUCACUGAACCAUAUAUUACGCCUUCUCUGUACCAUUAUGCCACACAAAUGAUGUCUAACCAAACACAUAACACUACUCUUUACAAUGUUUUCAAUAGUAGUAUUAUUGAUGAGUAUACACUAUGUAAAGCAUUGGGUUACGAUAAUGCGAAGGGUUUAUUAGAAGAACAUUUCCAAACAUGGAUUACUGAAUCUGAUUUUGAACAAAUCGCCAGCGAUGGAUUUAAUUUGGUUAGAAUUCCGAUUGGUUAUUGGGCUUGGAAACAAAACCAUACUACCAACGAAUAUGUUGAUGGGAUUAGCUUUGAGGAUCCUUACGUCGGCGAAGGUUUACAACUUUAUUAUUUGAAUCAAGCGAUUGGAUGGGCCGAGAAAUAUGGACUAAACGUUUGGAUCGAUUUACACGGUGCACCAGGAUCCCAAAAUGGAUUUGACAAUUCUGGUCAGAGAAAUUUUUAUGAUGAUCUUGGUUGGUUAAGUGAUUAUUCUACUACUAAUUUAACCAUGGCCGUCUGGUCUACUAUGUUUGAUUCAUUUCUAAAUUCAAGUGAUGCUAUUGUCGGUAUCGAAGUAAUGAAUGAACCUUUAAGUAGUAAGAUUGAUAUAAAGAAUAUCACACAAGCGUAUUAUAAUGCAUUUGAAUUGUUUCAAGAUAAAGAAGAUCCUGAGAAGAAUGUUACCUUUAUCAUCCAUGACGCAUUUGAAGGUAAUGGAUAUUGGAAUCUAGAAUUUAAUCCCAGGUAUCGGAACGUUAGUGAUCAAUAUCAAAACACCCAAGACUUGAAUAAGACAUACUACGAUUCUCAACAAAUUAUGAUCGAUCAUCAUCAUUAUGAAGUGUUUACAGAUUGGCAAUUGGCCAAUAAUCAAUUCAAUAGAUUAAUGGAUAUUAUAAAUUUUGGAGAAUCGAUCAAGAAGGAAUUGCCGUACCAUCCCGCUGUUGUUGGAGAAUGGUCAGGUGCGAUUACGGAUUGUGCCACAUGGUUAAAUGGAGUUGGAGUUGGAUCGCGUUAUGAUGGGUCGUAUUAUAAUACUACGCGAUAUUCCACGGAUGAUUUACCCGUUGGGAAAUGCUAUUCCCAAAAUCCCAUAGGUCAAUGGAAUGAGACAUACAAGAGAGACGUUCGACAAUUCAUUGAAGCGCAACUUGCGACAUAUGAUGCGCAGACCACGGGGUGGAUCUUUUGGAAUUGGAAGACAGAAGAUGCUUAUGAGUGGGAUUAUACGCAAUUGAAAGCAGCAGGAUUAUUCCCAUCGCCUCUAACAAAUUUCACUUAUUUCGGUAAUGAUGGUAAACUGAAUUCAGAUGUUAGCAUGUCCUUAUCAAGAGAAGCAUAUCCCGUUACUUCGUCGUCGUCGUCGUCGUCAAAUUCGUCUUUAUCUGCGUCGAGUUCUAAAAAAUCUAAAAAUAUGGGAUCUGGACCUCUUUUCAAUCAUUCGACGAAUGAUAAGUCUAUAUGGAGCCUUAAAAGUACAACUUGGCUCUCCAAUGUCACUGUAUUAUUAUUAAGUGUAGUAAUUGCGGCUCAUAUAUUAUAG
Maudiozyma barnettii is the source of this 1719-nucleotide messenger RNA. RefSeq names its product glucan exo-1,3-beta-glucosidase (gene EXG2). Gene Ontology annotation, biological process: glucan catabolic process. The record is from RefSeq and is a predicted model, not a curated record. The coding region runs from base 1 to 1719 and encodes 572 amino acids. The transcript has a single exon. Gene Ontology annotation, cellular component: extracellular region; cell surface. Gene Ontology annotation, molecular function: glucan exo-1,3-beta-glucosidase activity. NCBI's taxonomy places the organism in Eukaryota, Fungi, Ascomycota, Saccharomycetes, Saccharomycetales, Saccharomycetaceae.